GAGGAAACUUCCUUCCUGAGAGAUAACAGGAGGGGUACUGGGCGGAACGCUGACGUGUUUACGGGCUGUGAGGAGCCUCGGCGCCUUGCCUGGCAGCCUUGGUGGCGUGUGGGACUUUGCGUGCGGGCAGCGAGAGCCCCGCCGCCUGCCCGGCCCGCUCAGCUCCGUGCCCGGCUGCUGGCGGAGCUGCUGCUCGCUUAGCCGUCCCGUAACUCUGCGUUAGUUCGCAGCAGCCGUUCUCCAUGUCAUCAAUGCAGCUUUUUCUGCUACUGCCCCGCUGCUGACAAGUAAAGAGGCAGUAGCCAGACACUGAGAAGUAUUCAAGGCACCAAAAAGCAGACCCCGACCCAGCAGCCUGCUAACAAGCCGUGGGGAGAAUAAAUCAGUGCUUCAUAGGAGACUUUAAGGCCCGUGUAAGGAACUUCUGACUCAUCUUGUGUGAAGUUUAGACAAAGUGACCAUGAGAUUUGAAGGAAUAGAUCACUUGGUGUUGAAUCUAGUAACAGGACUAGUCCUACGGAUAGAUGUGCACGUGUUUUGUGAACGUGAAGCUCAGUGACCUGGGAAGAUAACGGAAGAUGUGAAAAGGAAACUUGACAAUACCGUGUCUUUAGGGAAGAUCCGUGCUGAGUCAGUCUGAGAAAUGAAAAGCGUCAGAUCAGUGGAGAUCUAGCAUGUUGUAUAAGUUUUUAAAUCUGUUUUUUUAUAAUUUGAAGACUGAUCAAAACUGCGUGAGGCUUUAUGACCUUAAAGAGAAGACUGUGCUAAGAGAGCAAGGACUUUGUUCUUAUUUAUAAACAUACUGUUUUGACAAGAGGCAUAGUAGUGCAACACUGACACUGGUCAAAGCCAAAGCUGUCUAAUAGGAAAGCAAAGAUGCAGAGUACCUCGAAUUAUCUCUGGCUGUUGUCUGACAUUCUAGGACAAGGAGCUACCGCAAACGUUUUCCGGGGACGACAUAAGAAAACUGGGGAUUUAUAUGCUGUCAAAGUAUUUAACAGUAUAAGUUUCCUUCGUCCUGUGGAUGUUCAGAUGCGAGAGUUUGAAGUAUUGAAGAAACUGAACCAUAAAAACAUUGUCAAGUUGUUUGCUAUUGAGGAAGAGACAACAACUAGACACAAAGUGCUAGUUAUGGAAUUUUGUCCGUGUGGAAGUUUAUAUACAGUUCUAGAGGAACCAUCCAAUGCCUUUGGUUUGCCAGAAUCAGAGUUCUUAAUUGUGUUGAGAGAUGUAGUGGCUGGGAUGAAUCAUCUCCGGGAAAACGGAAUAGUGCACCGUGACAUCAAACCAGGCAACAUCAUGCGUGUUAUAGGUGAAGAUGGUCAGUCUGUCUACAAACUGACAGACUUCGGUGCUGCAAGGGAGCUUGAAGAUGAUGAACAGUUUGUUUCUCUCUAUGGCACAGAGGAGUAUUUACAUCCUGAUAUGUAUGAGCGAGCAGUUUUGAGGAAAGAGCAUCAGAAAAAGUAUGGAGCCACAGUUGAUCUGUGGAGUAUAGGGGUGACCUUUUACCAUGCUGCAACGGGGAGUUUGCCUUUCCGACCCUUUGAAGGGCCUCGUAGAAACAAGGAAGUGAUGUAUAAAAUAAUCACUGGGAAGCCUUCUGGUGCUAUUUCUGGAAUACAGAAAGCAGCAAAUGGACCAAUUGAAUGGAGCUGGGAGAUGCCAAUUUCUUGCAGUCUUUCAAAGGGUCUGCAAGUACUGCUCACACCUGUCCUUGCAAAUAUUCUGGAAGCAGACCAGGAGAAAUGCUGGGGCUUCGAUCAGUUCUUUGCAGAGACGAGUGACAUACUGCACCGAAUCAUAAUCCACAUCUUUUCGCUCCAGCAGAUGACCUUGCACAAAGUUUAUAUUCACAGCUACAAUACAGCUGCUAUAUUUCAUGAUUUGGUCUACAAACAGACAAAGAUACCAUCUCAGAAUCAAGAACUUAUAUACGAAGGUCGGCGUUUGAUACUAGAACCUGGCAGACUGGCACAACACUUCCCCAGGACUACUGAGGAGAAUCCUAUCUUUGUAGUAAGCAGAGAGGCUGUGAACAUUGUUGGAUUAGUCUAUGAAGAAGUUCUGCUUCCUAAAGUGCAUCAACGUUAUGACUUGGAUGGGGAUGCCACUAUGGCUAAAGAAGUAACACGUAUCGUGUGUUAUGCCUGUAGAGUUGCCAGUUCUUUGCUGCUUUACCAGGAGCUGAUGCGAAAAGGAAUACGAUGGCUAAAUGAGAUAAUCAAGGAUGAUUACAAUGAAAUGGUUCAUAAAAAGACUAAGGUUGUCAUCAGACUGGAUUUCUGCAGCAGAAACAUUGAAAAAGCAGAGAAAAUAUAUGAGAAUUUGAUGCAGAUCAACUUGGAGUCAUCAGAAGUGGAUGAAAUUUCAGAGAUAAACACGAAAUUGUUGCGUCUCUCCAGCUCUCAGGGCACAAUAGAAACAAGUCUUCAAGAUAUCAAGACCAAACUUUCUCCUGGUGGUUUACUAGCUGACACCUGGGUGAAUCAAGAAGGCACACAUCCAAGAGACAGAAAUCCUGAAAGGCUGCAGACACUGCUAUCUUCCAUCACAGAAAUUUACUAUCAGUUCAAAAAAGACAAACAAGAACGAAGGCUUCCCUAUAAUGAAGAACAAAUUCACAAGUUUGACAAGCAGAAGCUGUAUUUGCAUGCUACCAAAGCCAUAGCUCUGUUCAAAGAUGAGUGUGUCAGCAAGUAUGAUGCAUUUCUGGACAAGGCUGAGGACUGGACAAGGAAAAUGCUUCACACAAGAAAGCAGUUGCUGGCUCUCACCAACCAGUGUUUUGAUAUUGAAGAAGAAGUAUCCAAAUACCAGGAUUAUAUAAAUGAGUUACAAGAUGCUCUGCCUCAGAAAAUGUUUGCAGCUUCCACUGGGAUGAAACAUACCAUGAAUACAGUUUAUCCAAGUUCAAAUACAUUAGUAGAAAUGACUCUUGGUAUGAAGAAACUAAAGGAGGAAAUGGAAGGGGUUGUUAAAGAGCUGGCUGAGAACAAUCAUAUUUUGGAAAGAUUUGGUGCUUUGACUGCAGAUGGUGGCCUGAGGAAUGUGGACUGUAUCUAACUUUCAAAGGACCUGAAGAUUUGUACAUUUUUCAAAGGGAAAAAAUACUGUUGGGACAUUUUAAAGCAGAUAAUAAAUCUGUAUCCAGUUUUUUUUCUCUGCAA
Messenger RNA from Lagopus leucura (white-tailed ptarmigan), 3170 nucleotides. RefSeq names its product TANK binding kinase 1 (gene TBK1). NCBI's taxonomy places the organism in Eukaryota, Metazoa, Chordata, Aves, Galliformes, Phasianidae. The transcript has 21 exons. Gene Ontology annotation, molecular function: protein serine/threonine kinase activity; ATP binding. The record is from RefSeq and is a predicted model, not a curated record. Gene Ontology annotation, biological process: peptidyl-serine phosphorylation. Gene Ontology annotation, cellular component: cytoplasm. Bases 877 to 3066 code for a protein of 729 amino acids.